Messenger RNA from Amaranthus tricolor (Joseph's coat), 2523 nucleotides. RefSeq lists its product as uncharacterized. NCBI's taxonomy places the organism in Eukaryota, Viridiplantae, Streptophyta, Magnoliopsida, Caryophyllales, Amaranthaceae. The record is from RefSeq and is a predicted model, not a curated record. Bases 378 to 1883 code for a protein of 501 amino acids. The transcript has a single exon.
UUUGGGAAAGGGAUUCCAAUUCCAAACCCAAAGGAAACGGAAUUGUUGUGGGUACUUUUUAAUGGGUCGGAUCUUGUACUUGUAUAAAACUGUCACACCUCUGGAGUCUGGGCUUGGAUCCUCUCUCUUAAUAACCUGUGAACAAGCAUGAAACUUCGUGAUCCAUUUCCAUUCCAUUUAUACCAGAUUUAAGCUGCUUAUAACUCUCAUACUUGCUUCUUCUUUGAUCUACUUCUUCUCUUAUUUUCUUCUUUCCCCUGUUUCAUCAAACAGAUAUUCCUAAACUUUCCAUUUAUUCUUUCCUUUUUUAGUUUACUGAUUCUUUACUUCAUCUCAAAAUCUCAACUGAUUUUCUGUCAUUUUGGAAACAAACAAUUAUGGAGGAUAUUAAAGAUCAAGAAGAGUUCAAGCAUGGCUGUAAACUCUGUAACAAGAAGUUUCCAAGUGGGAAGUCUUUAGGAGGCCAUAUGAGGUCUCAUGUAAUGGCUAAUGCUCAAAAAAACAAAUCCAUUCCUAAAAAAGUUCCUAACUUUAUUGUUCAUGAUGAUGAUGAUGAUGAUGAAAAUGAUGAUGAUGAUGAAUAUGAGGGUGAUUCCGAUGUUUUUGGAGCUGAUCAAAGAGAGAAAGAUAAUGGGUAUGAACUUAGAGAGAAUCCUAAAAAAACAUGGAGAAUGGUUGAUUCAUCAUAUGGGAAGCAACAAGAACAAUAUGAAAGAGCAUGUAAGCAAUGUGGGAAAGUUUUUCAUUCAGUGAAAGCAUUAUGUGGGCAUAUGAGUAGACAUUCUGAUAAAGAAAGGAACUUUAAGGAAGAAGAUGAUAAUUCAUGGUCAAUUAAUAGCAAUGAACAGUUGGGUUUAGCAAUGGAAAGUCAUUCUGAUAACAAUAAUGAUGAUAAAAACACCAUUAAUUCCAACAAUUUCAAGCACCAAACAAGAUCUUUGACAAGGUAUAACUCUCUUACUGAUAAAUCUUCUUCAUUUCACUCUGAAAUUGAUCAAUAUGAAAGUGAUGUUGCUGCUACUGCACACUGUUUGGUUAUGCUUUCUAGGGAUUCUUUUGGUUGUAAGAAUUACUUUAAUUUUACUGGUGAAUGUUCUGAUAAUAAGUCCGUGAUCUUAGAGGGGGGAUCAUCUAACUAUGUGGGUAUUAGUGAAAAAAAGAAAGAUCUUAACUUGUUAAAUGAUAAUAAGAAUGUUAAGCAAGUUGCUGUGAAAGAUGUGAUUUUGGAUAAAAAUCAAAAGAUUAAAAAUUCUGAUUCUGGGUAUAAUGAAAAUGGUGAUAAGGAACAUGAAUCUGAUGAUUCUGUUGAUGGGUUUGUAAGAAAAAAUGGAUUUAAGAAGGCUAAGAUAGGAAUUGGAUCAAGGGUAGUUGGAGAUAAUUCCUUUGAUGAGGAUGAUGAUAGGAAGAGAGAAAAUAAUCCAAGUAAAAAAGGGAACAAAUAUGAGUGUUGGGUAUGUAGCAGGACAUUUAAGACUCACCAAGCUUUAGGGGGUCACAUUAUAAGUCACAAGAAAAAUGGUGAUAACAGCUUAGAUUGCAGCAAUUCAUCAAAACAGAAAGAGUUUCAAGCUAGUAGUAGUACUAAGAAUAUGGCUAAUAGAAAAUCAAAGAAAGUUAAGGGUCAUAAGUGUCCUUAUUGUCCAAGAGUUUUUAAGUCGGGCCAAGCAUUGGGAGGUCACAAGCGGUCACAUAUGAUGGGAGCAGGCCGCAUUAGGGGGACAGUGAAGCUUAACAAGGAGACCGAGUGCUCGAAAAUUGAGAAGAGGGCCCCACCAUCACCAUCACCACCACUACCACCACCAUCACCUGAGCCAAAUCAGCCUCAUUUGAUUGAUCUUAACCUUCCAGCUUCAAUGGAAGAAGAAUAUUAUGUGGAAUGGUGAUGGUAGGUUGGAUGUUUCAAAGGCAUGAAAGCUAGUUUGCUUUGUGGGAAAUGUGGUAUUGGGAGACUUUGAGGGCCAGGGUUCUCCAAACGUUAAAAAGAAAAUAAAAAGAGAAUACAAUUAUGAAAGUGGGUCAUAUGGGUUCCAUGAAAAAAAAUACAAGAUGAUAAAUGUACAGAGUUAGACAGAUUGGUUCAAGGAUCAAGUCUUAUGCUUGAGGCAACUCCAUUGGCUGCUAUUAGGAAGCAAAAGAAGAAUUUUGUGGCAACAACAUGGUAGUUUUUACUUUUACUUUUGUCUUAUUCCGUCCUCGUUUUCUCCAUUUGAUUUUGCUGAACUAUAUACAAAAACUCUCAUUUUGAUUUUUGUAAUGUACAAAAUCUAAGGGACAAAAGAGUAACUAUUUACCUUAUUACUAUAUAUUUGGGAUGUUAGGCAAAAUAGUUGAGAGUUGGUUGGUCAGACCAGUUAAUGCUAAUAUUUGGUAAAUCAACUGGUUGAAAUAGCUUAUUGUUAUGAAUAAACUGUUUUUGAACAAACUGCUCAUAGCAUGAUUAGUUCCUUCUAGCUAUUAGUCGUUUGCUAAACAAAAAAAUUUAUUGAAUUCUAAUUCUUUAUAUGUUAGAUGUUUGUACUACAU